AUGCGAAGGAAUCAAUCUAACUAUCCCACCCCUCCCAGUACUCCAACUGAAAGCUCCCUCAAGCCGUGCUUUCAUUUCUUGCGGAACAACGGCUGCAAAUUUGGGGCUCGGUGCAAAUUCUCCCAUGAGGUGAGUAGUGGCACACAGGCGGGCCAGCCAGCAGAUAGGAGGCGCCCAAGUACCGCCUCGCGUCCCUUUGCCAGCAAGAAUUACCGCCCACCAGAGGGGAAAUUGUUGAAAUGGAAGAGCUUGCUCAGGUCCGGCGAAGGAACUGCUCGACCAUCGCACACUAUUGUCGGCCAGUUCUUUAGCCUCGCUGUCGAACUCAUGGAUGGCGAUGUCGGCGGCGCUCAGGAGACAAUCAGGCUCGUCGUCACCGAGGCUGGACUGUCCUUUAUCAAGGAUGUCAUAGACCGGCAUAUUCCCAUGGAUAACAUCUCGACCACAGGUGUUCGUCUCUGGGAGACGGAGAUUAAGCCACUCUUUCAGCUUGUGACUCAUCCUCGCGUUGUUGAUUCUGCUGUCCUAGAGCAAGAAGUGGCAUCCAUAUUCAACUACCUCGUUGGAGUGGGAGGAGUGAGAAUGAACAAGCUCUUCAACUAUGUCAGCACAUUAUUUCAAAAGUGGCCAUCCUCCACCACGCAAAUCUCUCUCAUAGAGGCAGUCGAGUUGUCUCUCGCGGUGUUGGCCAAGAUGUUGGACUGCAACACCACCAAUAUCAUCAACGAAGCUUUCUCAACAUACGCCAGCAGCUUGGCUAGCCUCUUGGACAAACCAGCAGAACCAGAAGAGAUGCUUCCUCGUCUUCAAGCCAAAAGGUACCUAGAUUACAUUGGUCAGCGUGUUCAAAUUGGGUAUCAGUUGUCAAGCCUAGAGCCGCGAGUUCAAGCUACCCAGACCCAUGAAACUUUCACUCUAACAAGAGAUCUUCCUGGCCGUCUAUCUCCUGGAGGACCUAGGCACAACAACGACCAUGCGAGCAUAGUCAAUAUCAAGAUUUUGCCGACGUACGAGGAGAUCAUGUCACCAAGAGAGGAAUAUCUACCGGUAAAUGACUCUUCUCAGUGGCACAUCCCUGGCAUCCGUGGGCGUCUAGACAGGGAAUUUCGCCUAAUACGAGAAGAUACUGUCGGGCAGCUACGAGAUGCGGUUCGUGAGGCGUUUGGACGCAUCCGUGGUACCACCGGCGGUAUCGGUUACCAGACAAACUCCAAUAACUUGCGUACAUAUACUUAUGACUCUGCCACUCUCGUCGACAUGCAAUUCGACGCAAACGCCGGUCUAGACUUGGUUGUUCAAUGUGAUCAGCCUUCUUCCGUUUUGACACUGACCCCAGGACAGAGAAGGGAUUGGUGGGAGAGAUCGAAACGCCUCCAGGCCGGCGCACUUGUGUGCAUCAUGGACAAAACCGACUCCGUCAUGUUCUGCACCGUGUCUGAGUCCACCAUGAGGAACAGAGAUGACAAAAAGCACCGCUUCGAGAAGAAAUCAUCAGAUGACGAGGAGCCCGCAGAAAAGGCUGAGCCCUUGACUCUUUCGGAUCAUGACAUAUACUUGCACGUCAACUUGCAGCUUGUAGAGGCAAAUGAAGACGAUGUUUCGCGUGUUCUUCAUUGGUCCAAGAGCACGGGGCCAUCGCGCCAUCGAUAUCUUGUCGAGUUUCCUGGUGUCCUUCUGGCAUCGUUCAAGCAUACGCUUGAUGCCCUUAAGCAAAUGUGCCAGCAACCAAAGAUGCCUUUCGUUGACCUCUUGGCUCCAGACAACGUUACUGUUACAGAGGCUAAUCCGCAGCCACCUUUAUACGCGAGAAAGGCCGGCUUCACAUUCGACAUCGGAUGUAUUACGCAUGAUAACUCUGAGUUUCUCGUUUCUCCCCAGCAGCGUCCGAGUCCAAAACUCAUUGAAUCACGAACGGCUCUAGACCUUACGCAGUCCGCUGCCCUCCUGAAUACCCUGUCACGGGAACUGUCACUCAUUCAAGGCCCUCCUGGUACUGGAAAGAGCUACAGCGGAGAAAAGAUUAUCAAAGUCAUGCUGGCAAACAAGGGAAAGACUAGUAUUGGGCCAAUAUUGUGUGUUUGUUAUACAAAUCACGCUUUAGAUCAGCUUCUCGAGCACCUUCUUGAUGAUGGAAUCGACAAAGUCAUUCGCAUCGGAUCUCGAUCAAAGUCAGAGAGACUACAGGCCCUCAACCUGCGAAUGGUGGCCCAAAACAGCGACCGCACGCGAUCAGAAAAGUCCUCUCUUUGGGAAAUACAACAGAGCUUGGGGGAUAUUGAGCAUAGUAUGAGAGAUUCGCUCCGUGGACUGGCAGCAUCAGAUUCACCACCAUCUAUCAGGGCGUUUCUGGCACAAACCUUUCCUAGGCACCACGGGACGCUGUUUGGUGAAAGCGAAGACGGAUGGGAACAGGUCACCAGAGCACCUCGUGAAGUCUUGCGACGCUGGCUCGCAGGUGGCCCGCGGGACAGCUUCUAUUGCCGAGAUGUUGAGAUUCUAAAAGAAACCAGACUUUCUGCUAUGAACAAUGCCGAGCGUCAAGUUCUUCAUAGAUACUGGCUCAACAGCAUCAUGGCCCCAAUCAUUCACACAAUCACGAGACUUCAGAAAGAGCACUCUGAGUUGAUAGAACGGCGUAAUCGAGUGCGCAGCGAUGUGGAUCUGCGCUGCCUCAAUCAGGCCAAUAUCAUUGGAGUUACAACAACAGGGCUGGCCAAAAACCUGGCUCUCCUCCGGAAACUACGAUGCAAGGUUAUGCUUUGCGAGGAAGCUGGAGAGGUGUUGGAGGCGCACAUUUUAACCGCUUUGCUGCCUUCGAUCGAGCACGCCAUUUUGAUUGGCGACCAUCUCCAAUUGCGUCCACAGAUUCAAAACUAUGAACUGCAAAGCACCAAUCCUCGGGGUAAGCAGUACUCUCUGGAUACGUCUUUGUUCGAGAGAUUGGUCGAACCGCCGCACCUGAUGGACCUACGCCUUCCCUUUAGCACAUUGGACACCCAGAGGAGGAUGCACCCGUCCAUAUCUGAACUUGUACGAUCAACUUUAUACCCAUCUUUGCAAGAUGCCGAGAACGUUAUGAUGUAUCCAAAGGUGGCUGGUAUGAGAGAGCGUCUUUUUUGGCUUCACCAUGACCACCUAGAAGCCGGUGCGGCCAGUCACGACCCCCUGAAUACCUCUCACUCGAACGAUUAUGAAGUUGAGAUGACCGUAUCUCUCAUAUCUCAUCUCGUUAAACAAGGAGAGUAUUCCCCAGACGAUAUUGCAGUUAUUACGCCGUAUCUGGGCCAGCUACAUAAGCUACGGCGCCGAAUGGAAUCCAUGUUUGAGAUUUGCCUCAACGACCGUGACCUUGCAGAACUGGAAGAGUUCGAAAGCAAAGGCCAAGCAACUCCGUCCACUGUCAAGGCGAAACAGUCUAGCAAAACAACUCUUCUCAAGAGCGUCAGGGCUGCAACCGUUGAUAACUUCCAGGGUGAGGAAGCAAAAGUCAUCAUCAUCUCUCUCGUGCGGAGUAACUUGCAAAGGAAGUGUGGAUUUCUCAGCACUUCCAACCGCAUUAAUGUUCUGCUGUCCCGUGCAAAACAUGGCAUGUACAUUAUUGGAAACUCGGACACUUACUAUAAUGUUCCAAUGUGGCAGGAAGUCAUUGACAUGCUCACCACGAAUGGCCGCUUGGGCACAAGUUUGGAGCUUCAGUGUGACCGGCAUCCCGACACCCCAAUCCGCGUCUCCCAGCCAGACCAUUUCACGCUAUUUUCUCCUGAAAGCGGGUGCAAUCUGCCUUGCGACAAGAGACUUCACUGUGGCCAUUCUUGCACUGGAAGGUGUCAUUCGGACAUUCUGCACAAUGUAGUCUUUUGCCACGAACCUUGUCCUCGGCCUCAAAAAGGUUGCGAUCAUGCCUGUCCUCGACGAUGUGGUGACGUAUGUCCGCCCAGGUGCUCUGUUCAGAUAAACAAUAUCGAUCUCGUACUCCCAUGUGGCCACAGGCUUUCUUCGGCAACGUGCUGGGAGACUCAAAACCCCGCCUCUGUUCGCUGCAAGGUCCUCGUUAGACGGAAAGUUCCAGGGUGCAAUCAUGAUGUCGAGGUCCAAUGCUUUUAUGACGUGACCGCUGCCAAUCAUCGGUGCAAUGUCUCGUGCGGGCACAACCGUGAGUGCGGCCAUACGUGCAAGAGUCCCUGUUUUAAAUGCAACCAGCGGGAGGACGGCACGAUAAAGAGGCAGAAUCACGGCAUCUGCAGCCAGAAGUGUGGUCGAAGCUAUACGACAUGCCGACACAGCUGCUCUGAGAUUUGCCAUGGCGAUGCUGGGUGUCCACCUUGCAAGGAACCAUGUGAAGUACGUUGUGGACAUUCAAAAUGCAACAAGGCAUGCCACGAGCCGUGUGCUCCUUGUGCGGCAAACACAUGCCACUCGAGCUGCCCUCAUACGAAGUGUACGAUGCCAUGUGCUGCACCAUGCGACUGGGUUCCAUGCUCUAAGCGGUGCGAGAAUAUGCUGGAAUGUGGCCAUCAGUGUCCUUCACUCUGUGGAGAAGUAUGUCCCGACAAAGCAUUCUGCCAGCAGUGUGCGGGUGAGGCUGUAAAGUCCGCAUGCGUCGAUUUCCUUGAGAUGAAAGAAUAUCACGAGAUCGACUUGGAUGAAGAGCCUUGCAUUUUCCCAGAUUGCGGACAUUUCCUGACUACUUCGUCUAUGGAUGGCCAGAUGGGAAUGGGGGCAUACUACGACCUGAAUGAAGAUGGCCAUCCGGUACGGCUCGGCAAGACUUCUGAACCUUUUUCGCUGGACGAAUCGGGCAUUCCGGUAUGUGCAACCUGCCGGGGCUCUCUCCGAAACAUUGCCAGAUACGGCCGCAUUGUGAGGCGAGCCAUCCUCGACGAGUCGACAAAGAAGUUUAUAGCGUGGGCACACUCAAAAUACCUCUCCUUGGCGACUCGCUUGCUCGGAGAACAGGAAAUCUUGGCGCAAGCGAGCCCUGGAAAGGUGCUUCAGGCCAAUGCAGCAUCCUCUGUGGCAAGAGGUGUUCAACUGAUUAGCUCCGCUCCGAGACUAAAACAGCUCCGAGAAUUGCAAAAGACUGUGGGCAAAGGGCGAUAUGACUCUAUUAUCAAACUCUGGAGGGAGAUUAAAACACACGCCAACAGUGUCAGGGGAGAAGAGCAGCCGUUCAAGCGAGUGGCAGACUUUGUGCAAUUUGCCAAUCGCCAAAACAUGGCGAGUCGAGAGUUUCGAUAUGAUGAAUCCGUCAUCCAGGUCAAGGGGUCGCUUCUUGCGGACGCACUGCUGCUUAAAUGCGAUAUUAUCAUCUUGUUCGACUUUCAUCGUUGGGCCAAAGAUGGGGGUCUGGCCCGAGUUGAUACAGAAGUCAAGUUGGAUUUGUCGCUUCAUUGGACUGAUUGUGCUAACCUCAUUGUGCAAUCUCGUUCACUCAAGUAUGCCAGAGAAGAGGUUCAAGGUCACAUUUUUGCCGCGCAGCUCUGUGGGCUGUGUCUAUCGUUUGACGAGUGUACCAUGUGGCCUGUUGGUAGAGAUCUCAUGACAGAGCAAAACGAGGACAGUCUGAAAGAAGAGGCUUUGAAUCACAUUCAGAAGGCUCGCGCCCUGUUGGAAGAGUAUCCAUCCACGGCCGUGUUCAGAGAUGAGAUUGAUAGUGUUGAGGAGAUGAUUUGCGACGGCAUCUAUCGCCCGGUCACGGCAGAGGAAAUGCGAGCUGUGUACAACGCAAUGUCGGAUGAGCUUCGGGGCACUGGGCACUGGUAUGUCUGUGAGAACAACCAUCCGUUUACUAUUGGUGAAUGCGGAAUGCCUAUGCAAAUGGCCAGAUGCCCUGAGUGUGGCGCCAGGAUUGGGGGCCAGAACCACCAAGCUGUGGAGGGAACGAGGCAUGCGGUGGAUAUUGAGAAUCUUGCGAGAGGGAUGAAUGGGUUGAACAUGUAA
Trichoderma harzianum CBS 226.95 is the source of this 5940-nucleotide messenger RNA. RefSeq lists its product as hypothetical. The coding region runs from base 1 to 5940 and encodes 1979 amino acids. The record is from RefSeq and is a predicted model, not a curated record. The transcript is spliced from 3 exons. Gene Ontology annotation, molecular function: helicase activity; zinc ion binding. Gene Ontology annotation, biological process: regulatory ncRNA-mediated heterochromatin formation. Lineage: Eukaryota; Fungi; Ascomycota; Sordariomycetes; Hypocreales; Hypocreaceae. Gene Ontology annotation, cellular component: nuclear RNA-directed RNA polymerase complex; nucleus.